GUGACGUCACUGUGCGACACAGGAAGUGAUAGUUUCAUACCAAAACAACCAGGAGACUCUGCCUUAUUCUACGUCAUAUUUAGAAAAAUGGGAGUAAAAGGUCUCCAGUAUUUCAUGGAGCGCUGCUGUCCAGAAUCCUGCGUAACUGUCGACCUGAGAGAAAUGGUCAAACAACAUGUUCCCAAAACAUCUGACAACACUUCCAGUCCCACACUUGUUGUGGAUGGGAUGGCCUGCCUGCGCCACUGGUACUUGUGUAAAGACUGGGUGUGUGGGGGUCAGUGGAACGAGUACAUGAGCAUCCUGAGGCGCUGGGUGGAGACAUUCACGUCUGUAGGAAUUCGUCUUGUCUUCUUCUUUGAUGGCUUGGUUGAGGAGAAGAAGAGACAUGAGUGGGUGAAGCGAAGACGAAGAGUAAACGGGGAGGUGUCUAAACUAUUCCGUUACAUUAAGUUACAUGGAGAACAACCAGGCAAAUAUCUCUUCACUCUUCCCUCUGGCUUGGCAACAUUCACACGCUUUGCCCUCAGGACAUUAGGUCAGGAUGUAUUUUGCUCAGUGCAGGAGGCUGACUAUGAGAUUGCCUGUUACGCCCGUCGCCAUGGCUGCAUGGGCAUUUUGGGACAGGACUCAGACUUCGUCAUAUAUGACAGUGUUCCUUACUUGUCAGUGGCAAAACUGCAGUUAGACCGCCUCACCACCGUCCUAUACGACCGAGAGAGGCUUUGCCGAGCCAUUGGAUUGGAUGUUUCUCAGUUACCCCUACUGGCCUGUCUACUCGGUAACGAUGUGGUGCCAGAGGAGCGCAUGCAAGCUAUCAGGAACAGUGCUAUGACAGCAUACAGGAAACCGUAUGACACAGCCCACUCUGGAGCUCCCCAGAGGCAGAUGGUGUUAGCUGUAUCCCAGUUUGUCAGCUCUUUGUGGGGCAGAGAGGAGGAAGAGAGAGGGCUUAUUCCUCAGACUCUGAAACUAACAGUUGCAGACAGACAGCUCCUGGAAAAAGGGAUUUGCUCCUAUUUACUAGCUGGACCGGAAGCUUCUCAGCGGGAUGCCCUACCUCCUAUAACCUCUACCUUUGAGAAACGUGUCAGUCCAGAAAUAUUAAAGGCUUGUGUAGAAAAGCAUGUGUCGGCAGAGGGUUUCAUGGUUUACAAUGUCGUGUGUGAAGGAGUGAUUGACUGUAGCAAUAGUCUGGAGGAUGAGGAGGAUCGUGAACUGGUGCCGCAGGCUGUUGUCUACAAGUCCUGCAGACAACGGAUUUAUGGUUUGCUACUGCUCAACAGGCAUGAUGACAGCACUGUGGAACCUCCUGCCAUCAGAGAGUGGUUUGUCUAUCCAGGCAACCCUUUGAAGGAGCCCGACAUGGUCCUCCCCAUCCCAAUUUGUAUCGCACGUGAACAGCCCAGUCUUGACUUGCUGUGGUUCAGCUCCGGGCCUGAAGUUUCCGCCCUUCGGCUUAUGAGCUUUCUUUCAAUAUUUGACUGCCAGGAGCUUGCAGAGAUGUAUGGAGUUGUUGAAGACUUUCUCCUGGCUGCUCUUUGUCUGGUCACCUACGUUGCCCUCCAGGUACCAUCUUUAUGUUCAGAGGACGUGGAUGCUUACCUGAGUCAGGCUGUGUGUCUGAGGCUAACAACUCUGCAAGAGCUUCAACAGAUAAAGCUGCCAUUCCUCAGCAGUCGAGCAGUCCAACUGGGCUCUCUCUACGUCCGGGGACUGAGCUACCUGCUUGGGGCCAACUGUGCCAGUGGCUGCCCACUGCCCAACACUGCCCUCAUGCCUUGGCAAAGCUUCGAUGGACAGCUCUUCCACUCUAAGUACCUGCUGGCACAUAGUGGCACUGAGCAAAUGGUGCUUCUGGACAACCUUCCAUCCAGUCUGGCCGUGUUUCUCCAGCUGAGAGAAAAACAUGUAGAAGUUUGCAUGAAGAGAAACAGAGUCUUGCAGUCGCGCCCCAGAGCUAGUUUGCUUGAACGAAGUCAUAGUCCCCGAUACAGAGACGGACACACAGCUGGUGUUGACAACUGCCCGGAUAGGGGCGAGGCGUCAGGAGGAUGGAGGAGGGGGAGCAGACAGCGCGGUGGUGGAAACAACAGAGUCAAACUACAGGAGAGACCUGCACACAGAGGAAGAGGAGGAGGAGGCCAAUAUUCCCACCCUCGCUUUCAUCCUCCCUCCUUGGAUGGCAGUGGUCAGAACUUGAGCUCUCUGUCAGAGCAUACCCGGAGUGGAUGGCGUCCCAGCAGAGGGCGAUACCAGCUGGCUCCCAGCCUCCUGCUCCCGGAAUGUAACUCCACCCUGACAGUGAGGAGAGGAGCAGAGGAUUAGAGCACAGGACUUGAAGAGUUAAGAGGGUAGGAAAGUGCUGAUGAAAGGAAUCACGGAAUCAAGUUUCUCUGAACAAACUGAUUAGCUGUCAAGAAUGUUUGUCUAAAGGAUGCUGAAGGUGAAAAUAGGGGGAUUAAGCAGACAGAUUUGAUUAAGAACUUGGAAAUGAAUUAACAACUUUUGAAAUUUGUCACGUUGGACUUUUUUUUUAAGAAAAUGAAAAAGUUGCAUCUUUUGUCACUGUUCAAACUUGCUGUGACAGAAAACAAAAUAGAACGGAAACAAAUGAAGCCACUUGAAGCAUAUUUUCUUCUGAAUUUUAAAAUUAAAAUUUAAAAGCAUGCACUGAAAAGAGGAUUCAUGCUUAAUCCUCAAAACUGUUUUUAACGUUGAGCGGGACGCAUUACCACAUAGAGUCCAUUAAGUCCACCUAAUUGAUCAACUUAAACUAUUCCAAUAAUUUGACAAACACUUUUAAAUUCAUACUAAAGAUGAUUUUUGGAAAAUAUUUCAUUUGGGCACUGAUGAACAAAAUCACUUGUAUGGUACAGUGACAAAACAAAAUGCGAAAAUUUAAUUGUUUUUUGUCAGAUUGGUUUGAUGCAAAAAGCAAUGCACUAGAAUUUUCAAAACUGGUGUAAUUUGAGGCAAGCGUAGUCCCUAAUGUUUAAAAUAAUAAAAGUUUACUUUCCAAAAAUCUAUUUCGCCAUGCUGAGGUGCUUUGUGUGCUGGCAAUGACUGAUCACCGUAAUUCGUGUCUGCGGUCAUAGGAACGGAACUCCAUCCCCCCGUCCUGAAUGACCGACCUGUACUACAGAAGAAAAAUCAAAACAGUAUGUGGGUAUGUAGGCUAGGGAUGCCACAAUACAAUAUAUGGAAUUCCCGAAUUAAACUCCGCUAGUAAGCACGUUAACACAAUGGUCAAAUGAAACAUUUUAAUAUAACCAACAAGUAACUGACAUAGUCAUUUUGAAAACAUUGCUUCUGGAUGAGGGUGGGGCCUUGGAGAAUCAAAUUGAUUGAUGAAAUGUAGUGAAACGUCACUACUGGUUCCAUUGGCUUGGUGAAAGAGAGUAAUGUGACAGCGCCUGAGGUGGAAGUCGCUUUGAAAUAUAAUAGUCUCGCCGGUCAAUAAAAGAUGGAUACAAAUACACAUAGCGAGUAUAUUAGCGUAAUGUAGCUAAGUGUGAUGGCGUAAACGUAGUGUUUCUUCUUAACAUAAAUACUCAUGUAUAAGUACACAGUAUGUUGCAUUAAAAACUGUUCUGACAUUUUUUCCAAAAGGUUACUGAAGUAACUAAUGGAGUAAAUGUAGCACAUUACUACCUACCUCUACUCUUUGAGAGACAGAGGGUGAUAGGUGGGGUAGGCUAGACGCCUACAUAACUAGAGUGAAGUGGCUCUGUUUAGCUACUAACUAAUAUGAAGAGACAGGAUGUAUUCUGUGGUGAAGCAAAUGAGAGAAGG
Phycodurus eques (leafy seadragon) is the source of this 3795-nucleotide messenger RNA. It is a transcript of the gene fam120b, whose product is annotated as family with sequence similarity 120 member B. The transcript has 15 exons. Gene Ontology annotation, cellular component: nucleus. The coding region runs from base 88 to 2328 and encodes 746 amino acids. The record is from RefSeq and is a predicted model, not a curated record. Lineage: Eukaryota; Metazoa; Chordata; Actinopteri; Syngnathiformes; Syngnathidae.